Messenger RNA from Cottoperca gobio, 2727 nucleotides. RefSeq names its product regulation of nuclear pre-mRNA domain containing 1B (gene rprd1b). The record is from RefSeq and is a predicted model, not a curated record. Gene Ontology annotation, biological process: mRNA 3'-end processing. NCBI's taxonomy places the organism in Eukaryota, Metazoa, Chordata, Actinopteri, Perciformes, Bovichtidae. The coding region runs from base 12 to 1178 and encodes 388 amino acids. Gene Ontology annotation, molecular function: RNA polymerase II complex binding. The transcript has 8 exons.
AAAAGAACCUGAUGCCGGGCUUUGCCUACGUCACUACUGUGCGACGCACAUGUCGAGGUGAAAGUGCAAGCGGCCGUUUUUUCGAAGGAAUCUUCUUAAUUAGACAAGCAAAAACAAACGGUCGGAGUUCAGUCGCUUUAGAGCGGGUCGGGGUCAGUCGGGUCACAGGGGAAACACACACUUACACCGGCAUGUCGUCCUUCUCCGAGUCGGCUCUGGAGAAGAAGCUGACGGAGCUGAGCAGCUCGCAGCAGAGCGUCCAGACUUUGUCUCUGUGGAUCAUCCACCACCGCAAACACUCGGGCCUCAUCGUCAAAGUGUGGCACAGAGAGCUGACGAAAGCUAAAAGCUCCAGGAAGCUGACGUUCCUGUAUCUAGCCAACGAUGUCAUCCAGAACAGCAAGAAGAAAGGACCCGAGUUCACCAAAGACUUUGAGACUGUCCUCGUCGAUGCCUGCUCCCAUGUUGCCAGAGAAGCAGAUGAGGGCUGUAAAAAGCACAUGGAGAGACUGCUGAACAUCUGGAAAGAGAGAGCCCUCUACAGAGCAGACUUCAUUCAGCAGCUCAAACUGGCCAUAGAAGACUCCAACAGCCCGAGGCCGUCAGAAGAGAAGAAGGCUGUGAAACGAAGCUAUCAGAAGAUCCAGGAAGAAGAAGAUGAUGAAGAUGACGACUACAGAAGCCAAGCCUCCCCUCACAGCGCAGACAUCUCCGCAACUCAACUGACAGAAGAGCUGGUGAAGGCCCUACAGGACUUGGAGAAUGCUGCAUCAGGCGACGCAGCAGUUCGGCAGAAGAUCGCCUCGCUGCCGCAGGAAGUCCAGGACGUUUCCCUGCUGGAGAAAAUCGGUGACAAGGAGGCAGCAGACAAGCUGUCGAAGACGGUGGACGAAGCGUGUUUGCUGCUGGCGGAGUACAACGGCCGACUGGCUGCAGAGCUGGAGGACCGGAGGCAGCUGGCUCGCAUGCUGACUGAAUACAUCAACAGCCAGAGGGAGGCGCUCAUGGAGAGAGAAAAGAAACUAGAGGAGUAUAAGCAGAAACUGGCGAGGGUGACACAAGUUAGGAAAGAGCUAAAGUCCCACAUCCAGAGUCUCCCUGACCUCUCCCUCCUGCCCAACGUGACCGGGGGUCUGGCCCCGCUCCCCUCCGCUGGAGACCUCUUCUCCACCGACUGAGAGGUCUUUGCCCAGACAAACAACCGCCAUGCCUCUCCCCACCCGAACGCAGCCCCAUGUAUGAUUCACAGAACACUUCCAGCUGUGUCACCAGCCAGAGGACAGUGGUCAAACCUCCUGGCAGUCAGCUCACCUGCUAACUCCAAACCUGCUGGACACUUGGGAGGAAAGGACACUCGAAGAAAGGUUUGGUGAAAUCAAAAUGCUCUGCAGAGGAGAACAGAGACUCUGUUGGCCUGGAUUUUUUCCAGCAAUUGCUCGAUCGACAAGGAUUCCACUCCACCAGCUUAGAAUGAGUUUGUUUCCUGUUCGUUUUUAUUAUUAUUUUUAAUGCUGGAAAUGUCUGGGAUCUAGGAGGAGGGGCGGGGCCAAGAAGAAGCUUAGAUGGACGUAAAUGUUGGCUGUGUGGUAUAUUGUGGAGUCAGUGAGCAAAGGCCGCUUGCUCUCACAAUUCUCAGAGGUUACACUGUGAAGAGGAUGUACCAUUCAUUACGUUUUAUUUUCUGGUAUUCAGUUGGUGACUUUUUAUUGACCUGUAGGUGGUUUUGAUGUGUAAAAUUAGAGAAGAUAUCAGAUUGGGUUCAGUGUAUGUUGCUUUUUGGUUGCUUCAUGAACACACAUGGUCAACAGCUCAUAGUCAACACACUCAUUUUAGUGACACUUCAUAGAGACGGUGAUGAAAUAGGUUUUGUCCUCCAUAGUUAUUCAAUAGACAUGCUCUUGUUUGUGUGUCCCUGUUUGAAAGCUUUUUCUCGUUUACAGACUAAACAUUAAUUUGGACAGAUCCUUGAAUUAUGGUAAUUAUGUAAUAAGUGUGUACUAGACAAGGUUUAAGUUUUACAAAUAAAUCCUGAAAGUUUGAGGAAACGAUUCAAAACAAUGUUUGCUUUCAAAAUAUCUACCUGUUCUUUAAUUGUUUGAAACCAUCCCAUUGGAAAAAUCCAAUAUCUUCUUAGAGGGCAAAAAAGGUGAGAAAGUAUUAAAGUUCAUUAUGUUUUAGUGUGUGUAGAGCUGGGCAAUAUGGAAAUAAAGAAAUAUCAACAUAAGUAGAUGAGACGAAGAGCUUUUAUAUAUCACAAGUGUUUUGUUAUAAAGAAAAACAUUGCAUUUAAUGUGAAAAGGAUAACAGCUGUCAUUUCCAGCUACAUUCUCAAGUAUUUAAGAAAAUUCCCACAAUGAUUGAAAAUUAUGAAAAAUAAUUUAUACAUAUUGCUCAGUCCUACAGAUGUGUAGACCUUCAGUGAUGUAAUAUUUUACUAAAAAGUAGCAACAAAUUCACCUCUGCACUCCCUUUCUCAGGUUUUUUUUUUUUAAUGAGGAGACAAACCAUUACAAAUCCCUGAAAUUGAGAUUUUAAGAUCAGGAAGUGUGAAUUAUUCCCAUUUUUGGUACAACAGUUUAUGAUUUUCUGAACAGUUUUGUCAAGGCCAGAACAAUAUGUAUUACUUGUAUUACUUGUUUAACUCAUAUUUGCUUUCCAGUUGUCUGUAUACAUAAAAAAAAGAAUUUGAUAAGUUUUAUAAAACUUAAUAAAAAAGGUCAGAGAUGU